CCAUGACAACGACCACGGGUGAUCCCUCGACCCUGAAGAGUCCAGCCUCGUUGUCCGGCGGCGACCUGGUCUCCCGCCUCCUGGCAGCGACACCCCCGUACUUGUACAACGUGCCGUUGACGCCGCACAGCUUCUUCUUCAGCGAGAUGUUGCGCUCGUUCGUGCAGGCGAAGAGCGAGGUGUCGUCGGUCGGAAACACGUCGACGAGCGCCCCUCGCCGCCGCAAGAGAUCCUGGCGGGACGCUCGGGACCGACCGUUGGAGCUGACCACGAAGGAGAGGCAGCACCAUCACCAUCACCACCACCAUCACUCGCAACAACAGCAACAACAGCAACAGCAGCAACAAUCGACGAUGGACAAAUACUUUCAACAGCAAGCGGAGACGCGGUUGGGCGGGGGUAAGCAAGGAGGGGGCGACGGCUACGACCCGGCCAGCAAAGUGGGCAACUUCGAGCAGAAGCCGAGCUUCGCCACGGACAUGUUGAAACCGGUGGAGAACGAGAGCAAGGCCGUCGAGUUCGGGAAGCAGAGCAAGAGUUUCUUCGACGAGAGGCCCCGCCACUUCGAGCAGGCAUCUUCCCCGCCCAUGUUCCCCGGCGAAUUGCAGAAGGUGAAGCCCGAGGAGAGUCACUCGAGCGAGCGCAAGAGCUGCAAUUACAACGAGAGAAACCCGUACGACGAGCGUGGGGGGGCGAAGGGCAAUCAAGGGGAGUUAGCCCCCCUCCUGGCCGGGGACCAGAAGAAGCUCGAUUUCUCGAGGAAUUUUCUGCCCGGCCUCCCGCCGCGGGGCUGCGACAUGCUGCCGGCAGUGAAAGGGGGAUUCGGCCUUCCGGGGAACGUGGCCAACCCGGAAUUCCUCCCCGGCCCCCUUUGGUACCCCCCCUACCCCAUCCCCCAAUCGUAUCCGGGGAUCGACCCGUUGCACUUCUUCAUCGAUCUCCGCGUGUCCGGCCACAUUUGGGACAGGAAGCUGAGCGAGAGGCAGCUCCCGUUCAAGGGGAAGCAUUGCUCGGCGUUCAGCGUGCCCCAGUCGAAGGAGUACAACGGGAACAGGCCGUUGAAUUUGACGAGGGACGAGGCAGGCACGUCGAAGAGCGGCGAGGAGAAUCCGCGCGGCACCAAUUACAUUCUCAGACAUCUGACGAGGACGUACAGGGACAUCGGCCAGGCGAGGAAAGGGUCCAGGAGGGAUGAAACGGAGAGCGAGGAUAACUCGAAGGACGUUGAUAACAACAGCGAGAGGUCCCCGAAGCAGGAAGAUGUCGUCGCGGUCCCUUCGACGAGCCCGGAAGAGGAGAGGAAAGAUCUUCGAGCGUUGAUAGGGUUGGAGUUGGUCGUGGAUUACGUGAAAGAGCCGAAGGGAGAUACCUCGAACGAGCAGACUUCGCAAGUAACCGAAUAACUCGUGAAACGAAUCGAACCAUCCUAUUUUUUUCGUUAUUGCCUGUAUAAAUUAGUAUUAGUAACCCCGACACUUGCUGAUUUUCACUCAACCACGUCGCUCGUAUAGAGAGAGAGACUUAA
Messenger RNA from Apis florea (little honeybee), 1525 nucleotides. RefSeq lists its product as uncharacterized. The record is from RefSeq and is a predicted model, not a curated record. NCBI's taxonomy places the organism in Eukaryota, Metazoa, Arthropoda, Insecta, Hymenoptera, Apidae.